AUGUUCGAAUGGCAAGCAGAGUGUCUAAUGCUUGGACAAGUUCUGGAAGGGAAGAACCUAGUUUACUCAGCUCCUACCAGUGCUGGGAAGACACUUGUUGCAGAAUUGCUUAUUCUGAAGCGAGUGCUGGAGACUCGCAAGAAAGCUCUUCUAAUCCUCCCCUUUGUCUCUGUGGCUAAAGAGAAGAAACGUUAUCUGCAGGCCCUGUUUCAAGAGGUGGGGCUGCAGGUGGAAGGCUACAUGGGAAGCAUCUCUCCUGCUGGACGUUUCUCUGCCCUGGAUGUUGCCGUCUGCACCAUUGAGAAAGCCAAUGGUCUCAUCAAUAGACUCAUAGAAGAAAAGCAAAUGGAUUCACUGGGAAUGGUGGUUGUGGAUGAGUUGCAUAUGCUGGGAGACUCUCACCGAGGAUAUCUGCUGGAACUCCUCCUGACCAAAGUUCGGUAUCUUACGGAGAAGGUUGCAAAGAGAAAGCCAAAGACGACCAGUCCUCGUUUUAGUGGGAUACAAAUAGUAGGCAUGAGCGCUACCCUCCCUAACCUGGGACUCCUAGCCUCGUGGCUGGAUGCAGAGCUGUACUCCACAGACUUUCGGCCUGUGCCCCUCAUGGAGUGGGUGAAAAUUGGCAGCAACAUUUAUGACUCUUCCAUGAAUCUAGUGCGAGAAUUCCAGCCCAAGCUUCAACUGAAGGGAGAUGAAGACCAUGUUGUAAGCCUGUGUUACGAGACUGUUUGUGAUGGUCAUUCAGUCCUGCUCUUCUGCCCAUCCAAGAACUGGUGUGAGAAGCUGGCAGAUGUCAUUGCCAGGGAAUUCUACAAUUUGCAGCAAGCUGAGAGUUCUGCACAAAAAUCAGCCCUUUCCCCAGUUGUUGUGGACAGAGAAGGGAUAAAUGACCUUCUGGAUCAGUUAAAACAUUCUCCCUCGGGCCUGGACUCGGUGCUCCAACGUACUUUACCAUGGGGAGUAGCGUUUCAUCAUGCAGGUCUUACAUUUGAUGAACGGGACAUCAUAGAAGGAGCCUUUCGCCAGGGCUUGAUUCGAGUCCUAGCAGCAACCUCCACGCUCUCGUCUGGGGUGAACUUGCCUGCGCGCCGAGUAAUCGUACGGACCCCCUUGUUUGGUGGCCAGCUGCUGGACAUCCUCACUUACAAGCAGAUGGCUGGAAGGGCUGGCAGGAAAGGAGUGGACACAGUGGGUGAGAGCAUUUUAGUUUGCAAGCCCUCAGAAAGAUCGAAAGGGACUGCUCUGCUACAGGGAUCUCUCAAGCCUGUUCGCAGUUGCUUGCUUAGAAGGGAAGGGGAAGGUGUUGCUGCUAGCAUGAAACGAGCAAUACUUGAGAUCAUAGUGGGGGGAGUAGCCAGCACGCCGCAGGACGUGCAGACCUACGCUGCGUGCACUCUUCUUGCGUGCAGCUUGAACGAUAGCCCGGCGGGAAACGAGAAAGACCGAGACCGAGUGCGGACUGGAGCUAUUGAGGCUUGUGUGGCCUGGCUGCUGGAGAAUGAAUUCAUCCAGGUGCUGGACUCGGGCAGCGAAGGGAAAGCAAAAGUUUAUCAUCCCACACAUCUUGGGUCAGCUACUCUUUCCUCUUCUCUUUCACCAACUGAAGCCAUGGGAAUCUUUGCUGAUCUGCAGCGAGCUAUGAAAAGCUUCGUUCUGGAGAAUGAUCUGCAUAUUGUCUAUUUGGUUACUCCUGUGUAUGAGGAGUGGACCACAAUUGAUUGGUACCAGUUUUUCUGCCUGUGGGAGAAGCUGCCUGCCUCAAUGAAGCGUGUAGCUGAGCUUGUGGGGAUUGAAGAAGGCUUUCUGGCUCGCUCUGUAAAGGGCAAAAUCAUAGCUAAAACAGAGAAACAGCACAGACAAAUGGCCAUUCACAAAAGGUUUUUCACCAGUCUUGCCCUCCUGGAUUUAAUCAGUGAGGUUCCCUUAAAAGAUAUGACCAAGAAAUACGGUUGUAGUCGUGGCCAGCUUCAAUCCUUGCAGCAGUCUGCUGCCACCUAUGCAGGGAUGGUAACAGUUUUCGCUAAUCGCCUGGGCUGGCACAACAUGGAGCAGUUGCUUUCUCAGUUCCAGAGCCGACUCACUUUUGGUGUUCACAGGGAGCUGUGCGACUUGGUGCGCAUCUCCGCGCUGAACGCGCAGGGCGCUCGGACGCUCUACAGCGCCGGCUUCCUCACCGUGGCUGACCUCGCCAAAGCCAGUGCUGGUGACGUGGCAGCUGCGCUCACCUCCUCGGUGCCAUUUAAAAGUGUCCGGAGGGCUGUGGAUGAAGAUGAGGAAUCAGCAGAGGAGCGUCGCAGCAAACGCAGCGUCUGGAUCGCCGGAAUGAAGGGCUUGAGUGAAAGUGAGGCAGCUUCCCGCAUUGUGGAGGAAGCCCGGGGACUUCUUCAGCAGGACCUGGCGCUGCUGGGAGUGCAGUGGAACCCAGAGUCUUUUCUUGAGUCUGAUACAUCCUCUGUGACCAGCAAUGAGUCCGAGCUGGAAGACAGACUAUGUAGAUCGAAUGGAGAAUGGUCUGCUCCACCUUGUAGGGCAUUAAACAAGCAGUGGCACAGAGUUCAGCAGUGUGAUGGCUCUGGCUUCGAGGCUGGAAACUUAUCCUGCCUUAAAAAGGGAUGUAAAAGGCGACUGAGCGGGAGUACAGCAACCUCCAGUUUUCAGAGCGAAGCCCAAGGCAGGGCACAGGUUCAGGCAGAGGAAGGAAACAGUGAUGUUGUGCAGAGUGCUCGGAAAAGGCCAAAUAUGAGCCGAGACCAGGCAAACACAAAAGGUGCUUCUCAGGUCGAAACCAAGACAGAGUCCAGGAGGGUGAUUCUGCCACUCUCUGCUGAGCAGGGAGACACACCAGCACUGAGAAAAAUGUCUUCAGCUUCUCGACUGGUAAGAAGUACGGACACACAUUUGAACCGAAGUAAGAACAGAACUGCUCCAAAACCUGCUUCCAAACUGCGGAGGUCACUGCUUGAGGUUUCAGAUAUGCCUAGCACAGACCUACAGGAGCCGCCCAUUUUUCACCACCACAUUGCUAAAGAUGUUUUAUUUCCUCACCAAAAUAAGCAGGAAUUUAUAGGAAAAGCAUCUGUGACUCACAAGGUCUCAAAUUCCAUACCUAAAGGGGAAGUUAACGUUGGGAGCAAAGAUAAAAUGGUAGGAUUAUUUACAGAGCCUUCCACCAGCAGUGAUGGCCUGCCACAGGGGAGAGUAUGUUUUCAGGCUGCUACUAUAAUGCAGGGUACUCCACAAGUCAAUAUGGAGACAAAAGAUGGUGUAGAAAGUGCAGUAAUAUCUACUAGUGCUAGGAUGCUGAAAAAUGAAAAUAUUCAUGAUAAGCAGAAUAAAAUAAAUAAAAUGCAAGCAGGCAAUGGCUCUACUAGCAAGACAGUUGGUAAACAGCAGACUUCUCUCGACACAGAUCAUUGUAAUGUAACUGCCAGUUGUUGUGGCGAUGGACAUAUCCAUAAUGGCAGCAGAAAACAGAAGUCUGUGCAUUUUUGUCCUGUUGAAGAUAAAUCCUGCCUCUUCGAGAUUCAGAAUAGUGGCAAAAAUAGGAGCAAAAUGCCCAGUGGAACAUUGUUACAAGCUGGAGGAGUGCAGAAAGGUGACAGUUGUCCUGGGGAUAUUCUGAAAGACUCUCUGUUAAAAUCCAGAGCUGCUUCUGCUGUAGAUGGUAUUCAGAAUGGGGCAUUCUCUGAUCCCUUCUCCGAAUCUAAAGACUUUGAAGACAGCUUCAAGCUGGAUACUCAGACUGAGAGGAUCUUAAAACAGGAGGUAGCAGUUGGAACUGCAGGAGAUCAGGGAAAACGAGGUACAGAGCUGGCAGCAUCACCACAGCAAGAAAUCUCCAACUUACUGAGCUGUGCUAGUACUUCACGGGCUGAAAAGGCUCCUGAUGAAAAACUGGCUGCAACAGUUAGGGGGCUGGGCUUAUCGAGUUUUGGCACAACAAACAACAUCACAAAAGCCGUCGAUCACCCCUGCAGUCAUAAAGUUAGGGAGUCUGGAAGCCUUAAUUUGCAGCCUCUAGGGAAAGAAACAGAAUCUGCCCCUUGCCUUAAAGGAUGCAAUUUCUCAGUGACUGACUCCCAGCUGCACAGUUUUCUACAGGAUUACCAGACCCAGCAUUCGGUGAAAGGGGAAUGUGCCUCCAAAGGCCCUACUGAAAGGGCCUCUCCUGAUGGCAGGCAGCACCUUGUGCAGCUAGAAAGCCCAAAUCCUGUCCCCGAAACCAGCCUCAACAUGAGUGAUAGCUUGCUGUUUGAUGACAGCUUCAGCAAUGUCAGUGACCUUUCAGCUCCUCACGUCAUGGAGGCUGACAGAGAAGAACCUGGGGGAGAGCAGGAGGUUUUGCCCGCCUCAGAUGUUUUUUUGCAGAACCUAAGGCCUGUGCAGAAUAAAUCUGAGGUCAGUGGCAAUCAGAAAGAGCCUGAGGAGCCUGCACAGUGUAACAAUGUGUCUCUAGCAUUCUCUGAUGUGAUAGCUGAAGUUUUAGAUCAUGCAAAUUCCCCAUCAUUUCUGGGAGAUCUUCCUUCCACAAUUCAUGCUCAGUCAGUGAUUCAUAGCAGUGAACCCAGACCAAUGGAUUUAGUGGAAGAACUACCUGAGAAGCUUCAAAAAAGCCAACGAGCUUUAGACAAGAAAAUCCAUCCAGUGGCAUGGACUGACUGCACGUUUGAACUAAGCCCAGGAUUGCAGGAUGUCUUAGACAAAUGGCCCAGUCCUUCAGGCAUUGAGCCUGUUUCAGGAAGUCCAAGAAGCUCCUGUUUGAAAGGAAAGUUAGUUGCUUUGGAUGCUAAACAGGAGCCAGCUCCAGUUUUUGAAUUGGACCCUUGUCAGCCAGAGUCUUUGCCCACGUGCCAGGAUUUAAAAAACUCUUGCAAAGAUCCGCCACCAGACAGUGCUAAUGGGUUUAUUCCUCCAACACCGCCGACAGAGCCUUUUUCAAAGAGUUUGGUAACAUCUGGGAAGAAGAGACGUGUUACCUACACAAAUGAAGGGCAGCAGUUCCAAUCGAAGCAGAAUAGGAGGGAUGAUGCAGAGCAGCAGGAAAACCCACUGCAGUUGAAUGCCGGGAGGGGAGACCCAGCCGAGGCUGACGGGAAGGAUGAUUCCAUUAUAGACCAAGGCUUUUCACUGCAGCUGUCUCAGGAUGUUUCACCACUCGUUCCGUCAAGUGCCGAAAGCUUCACUAUUAUUGAUGUAGCAAGCGACAAGGCGCUUUUCCAGACUUUCCUUGCAGAAUGGAGAGAGAAAAGCAGAUUCUCCGUCUCGGUAGCAUGCGAGAGAGCCAAGUGUCUCUUGUCUCCCAGAUCCACAAUUGGUGGCAGAUUCAAACAAGGUCAGUUCCUAAAAUCUCCUCAGAGAACACGAGUUCAAGGUGAUGGAUUUCCUGUCCAAGGCUGCGAAGACGUCUUGGUAGUGGGACUGGCCGUGUGUUGGGGUGGAAAAGAUGCCUACUACAUCUCUUUGCAGCAGAGCCAAGCUGAGACAGAAAUAAGUAUGAGUUUGGCACCGCCACCUUUGGAUGAAAACCUGUCAGUAACAGAGAGACUGUAUCACUUGCAGCAGUACCUGCAGAAGACAACCAAGCAAGAGCGUUCAAUGGUCAUGUACAACUUCAUUCAGCACUACAAGACCCUGGUGAUGGCUUGUGGCAUCUCCUUGGAAGGAAGCUUUGAGGACCCAAAGGUUGCCUGUUGGCUGCUUGACUGUGGCUCCAAGGAGCGUACCCUGCACAGCAUGGUGACGAGCUUCCUCCCCCAUGAGCUACCUCUGCUGGAGGGCGUAGGCACUGGCCAAGGGGUGCAGAGCUUGGGCCUUAGUGCCUCUACAGAGCACUCUGGGCGGUACCGAGCAGCUGUAGAGUCUGUGCUUGCCUUCAACGUCAUGAACCAGCUCCACGCUGAACUGCAGAAGGAGAAUCUGGCAGAUGCAUUUUCCAAAGUGGAGAUGCCUACCCAGUACUGCUUGGCUCUGCUGGAGCUGAAUGGCAUUGGUUUCAGCACGGCAGCCUACGAGGCCCAGAAGCAAGUGAUGCAGGCGAAACUGAGGGAGCUUGAGACCAAGGCUUACCAGCUCGCUGGCCACAGCUUCUCCUUGACCAGCCCCGAUGAUGUUGCAGAGGUUCUCUUCCUGGAGCUGAAGUUGCCACGAAAUGGAGACGUGAAAGUUAAAGGGAACAAGAAAACACUGGGUUGUGCAAGAAGAGCAAGUGCCAGUGGGAACAGGGUUAGGCUGAGCAAGCAGUUUAGUACAACCAAGGAUGUUUUGGAGAAAUUAAAGACACUUCACCCAUUGCCAGGGCUGAUACUGGAGUGGAGAAGGAUCAACAAUGCUAUUACUAAAGUCGUGUUUCCACUACAGAGGGAAAAGCGUUUCAGUUCCUCCCUGGGAAUGGAGAGGAUAUAUCCAGUGUCACAGACUCACACAGCAACAGGUCGAAUAACCUUCACAGAGCCAAAUAUCCAGAAUGUGCCAAGAGAUUUUGAGAUUGAAAUGCCAACUGUGGUUGAAGAGAGCCCACCCUCCCGAGCCCGGGGAAAUGGUUAUUCUCGUGCUGUUUCUGGGGACAGAGGUCGAAUGCGCUCCAGUAUUUUGCCUAAUGGGGCCAAGAUUCAGGCUGAAGACCAAGCUGAAGAAAGAGGAAUCCCAUUUUCUGUUAGCAUGAGGCAUGCUUUUGUUCCCUUCCCAGGUGGCUUAAUGUUGGCUGCUGAUUACUCUCAGCUUGAGCUGAGGAUCCUUGCUCACUUCUCUGGCGACCACAGGCUCAUCCAAGCCUUAAAUGGAGGUAUUGAUGUCUUCAGGAGAAUCGCAGCGGAAUGGAAAAUGCUUGAUCCUGCAGCUGUUGGGGAUGACAUCAGGCAACAAGCUAAGCAGAUUUGCUAUGGAAUCAUCUAUGGAAUAGGAGCAAAAUCUUUAGGGGAGCAGAUGGGGAUUGAUGAAAAUGAAGCUGCCGACUACAUUGAAUCCUUCAAAUCCAGAUACACAGGGAUUCAGAAAUUCUUGAGGGAGACAGUGAAGAACUGCAAAAGGGAUGGCUUUGUGCAGACCAUUCUUGGUAGACGGCGAUACCUGCCUGCCAUCAGAGACCCCAACCCGUACAGUAAAGCUCACGCAGAGCGACAGGCUGUGAAUACAACUGUGCAGGGAUCUGCUGCUGACAUUGUCAAAACAGCCACCGUGAACAUUCAGAGGCGCCUGGAAGCUCUCUCCUCUGAGAUCAAGUCUCAUGGACACCUGGAGAGCUCCCUCCAGAGAGCUAAGGCUGGAAGGCUGGAGGGCAAGCGGAGCAGAUGCAUGUUGCCUCCCAUCAAUGGCGGGUUCUUUGUUCUCCAGCUCCAUGAUGAGCUCCUCUAUGAGGUCGCGGAAGACGAUGUCAUCCAGGUGGCCCAGAUCGUGAAGCACGAGAUGGAAAAUGCCCUCAAGCUCGCAGUCAGGUUGGACGUGAAAGUGAAAAUCGGGCCCAGCUGGGGGGACCUGCAGGACCUGGAGCUUUAG
Messenger RNA from Nothoprocta perdicaria, 7491 nucleotides. It is a transcript of the gene POLQ, whose product is annotated as DNA polymerase theta. The transcript is spliced from 29 exons. Lineage: Eukaryota; Metazoa; Chordata; Aves; Tinamiformes; Tinamidae. Gene Ontology annotation, molecular function: DNA-directed DNA polymerase activity; DNA binding; ATP binding. The record is from RefSeq and is a predicted model, not a curated record. Gene Ontology annotation, biological process: double-strand break repair via alternative nonhomologous end joining; DNA-templated DNA replication. The coding region runs from base 1 to 7491 and encodes 2496 amino acids.